UAUUCAUGACCACACUGCUGCACUUCGCAAAAUGAUAUCUUCACCCUACCUGGACAAAAUUCCAAGAUUGGAAAAUGUCGUGAGACGAAGGUCGUCAAGCGAAUGUUUUCCCAUCGGUAUCAAGCGUGUCUGAGCGACGACCAUUCCUUGGAAUUUGCUAGCGCGAAGAUAGGAGACAAAUGAAGAAUGGAGGGAUGAAGGAGAGACCAGCGGUUUAGGGCAAAGACGCUUCCAUGCUGCGAACGAGUCGACAGGUGUCCCACGCCUUCGUUGCCUCCUGCCUUCACCACGCCGCCCUCGUUUAUAGUCGUUCUUUUCGCCGUUGACGGCGGCGUGGUUGUCUUCAACACCUUCGGUCAUCUCUUCAUGCGCCUGAACAUUUCUCGAUGAACCGCCGUCCCUUCGCAACUCACAAACGUCCUCUGUCUGCCAUAUUUAUCGGUUCACUUGACUCAAACUCAACCGCUUCUCCUCCUGAACUUCCUGUCCUUCCAGCGAGUCCGAGCGCAUCAUCAAACGGUUCCGGCCUUCCCUCACCACCUGCAACCAACUCUACUGGCAGUGGAAGUGUGGGCGAGGAUAGUCCUAGCGGCAGCAGGGCUCGAAGAAAGGCUGCUUCUGGCUCGGCGUCAGAAAUGUUCAAUGGCUCGUACAAUAAAUCCCAGACCAGUCUCAGGCCUAGGACUGCAAACCUUUCAGAUGAUGAAGACGACCUGCAUGAUAACGAGCACGAUGAAGAUGACACCGCCAGGUUUUCGCUGGAACGCAAACGAUCCUCCUUGACCUCGACUACGAAGGAGAAUAUUUCUGCUCUGCAACGUGUGAGAAGUCUAACGCAGCGUAACCGCAUGGUGCUUGACAAGCUCUCCUCAAUAUCUCGCUUAAGCUCGCCCGCACCAUCGAACUCUUCUCGAUCACCUUUUUCGCCUCCAAGCAAUACUUCACCGAGUGCCGCUUCGUACAACCCAUCACGUCUGUCUUCGUCUACGCGUCCACAAAUUUCUCUUUCACACCCUUCAAACACACAACUUCCUGCAGGCAGUUCUUCAAGUGUAAGGCAGGACCGUCACGAUCAUACACAUUCCGGAUCUGAAACCGAACGUGAGCCUGAGGCCCAUCGUGAAUAUGGUCAUCAUUAUUCUUCAAGCGAUAGCAUGUCCGCCACUCCUACGACGUCCUACUCCGAAGCCAGACCUGGUGAGGACCGGUUCGUUCGUCAAAGGCCAUUAUCUGCAUCCGAUACGCCGGAUAAGUCUUUUCGCAAUGCCAAUCCAAAUGCGAACUGGCGUAAUAGGGAGCCGAGUAGGGAUAGAGAACGGAGUAGGGGACCUUCGCCUGGCCCGUCACGGACGCCAAGGAAGAGAGUUUCGAUCAUGUCAAUGCGAGAGCCAAGGUAUGCCGACGCAGAGGAUGACGACGAAAAAGAUGUUGCUGGUGCUGCGUUGGCUGCUGUGGCGAGCUCACGAAAGAGUCCAAGGAAUCGCAAUCCAUUGCCGAAGGAGUUCAGAGAGAAUGACCGGAGUACGGACGGAAAGCAGGAACCGACAACUCCACUCCGAAAUCGUGACCGAGAGCGCGCGCUACGUCGUUCACCAUCACCGCGUUCUCCAAGAGCGUCAACCUCUACUUCGUACGGCAACAACUCUUCCCCUCGCAAAUACGCUCGAUCGUCAACUGUCCGCGAGCUCACACGCAAGCAUCAGACGAGAUGGCUAUCAGAGGAUCUAUCAGCCCAAGAUCAUGAAGGCGACACCAGUGGCUAUGGUCGGAAACAGGGACAUAAGACGGCUAGCUCUGAGAGUCCUCUAACCCUGAAUAUGUCUGGUGGACGGAGCCUUGUGAACGAGGGUCUACGGGCGGCCGGCUUGACACGAAGAAAGGACGGAAAUGACGAUCCAUUUGCUGGUAAUGCAACUACUAGUGCGGCAGUAGUUCCCAGACGCACGCGAUCGACUGGUUCUGGAUCCAUUCUCAACGGUGAACCCCACCAUCCACCUCCGGCGGGACAUUCUUUCAGUCGCGUUUCAGAAAGUGUGGGAGGGUCCAGGAAUAUAGAUCCACGCACGCCUGCUCAACGACAGGAUCGCAACGUAUCGUACUCAGGAGGAUUCAAUAGGCCGGGCACUUCUAUGGCAGCUUUGCAUUCCGACGAACCGAGGACGGCACCAGCUGGACUUCGCACGUAUAGGUCAUCGUAUCCUCUGCAGCGCGAGCCCUCUUCGUCGAGCUCUUAUCAAGCUUCUGAUGAGAGUUCUCGGACCCAUCCUACUUCAGUGCACGACCGACUGUAUUCUUCGCCUUUUGGUGGGCAUGGUAAUCACACGGCUCCUUUGCCAGCUACAGCCAUGGGCAGCAAGAAUACUCGUGAUCCCCACAUGGAACAUCGUCGUCUUAUGCUGGACGCUUUGUCCAUGUUCGAGUCUCACUUAUCUCGAUUACCGCCAAUGGGACAGACCACUACGUCGACCAUACCAGAAGUCUUCCAGACAUCUCAACAUCUGAUUCACACAACGGAUAAGCUCAAUACAGCACUCAAAGCUGGCACCAAUCAAGCGCUGGAAGCGCAGAUUGAUGCAGAAGUUUCGGACUCGAAUAAUGCCAACGCAGCGGAGAUUUGGGCUCGAGUUGGUAUGGAGUACAGAGACAAUCUACGAUUGAGCGACGAGGUUGUUCGAACGAUGACUGCGUUCUUACUCGGUGUCGGGAAGGUCCUUCGCGAAGCGACCACUUCAGCCAACGCGCAUCAGCAACAACAUUCUCGGACAAUGAGCUUGGACGAUGACUCUGUCAGCAAAGCGCGGUCUACGUCGGAAGGUGUGAGCGCUGGUACGCUCUCUGUCGAUCGACGGAGCUCGGAUGGUAGGCGGAGUAGGGAGACCAGACGAAGUUGGGAUCCUCGUGAAACUAGUCAAGUUUCCUUGAAUCUAGGCAGGCUGGCAAGUCGUGAGCGGACUAAUGGGGGAAUCAGUCGACCUGGUUCUUCCAUGAAUCAAGUUCGCAGUGCAGCUUCUAGCAACGAAGCUAGGAGCGUCUCUGACGACAUGGAUCACACCCCGCAGACCAUCAGGGUUCCCUCAAGUCUGUUGUCUUCUAGCUCGGUGAGGAAACCAUAUACGCCAAGAGACCAAAGGACAACGUCAGAUCCCAGCACCAGACAAUCCAUCGUACUCGAUUCCCCAGAUUCCUACGAACCCUCUCCUACACCUGCCCCUCGAAAUGUCUUCGACCGCAGUCGUGCUCUUCCCCCACUCGCGAUACCCCCAUCACUACCUACGCUUCCAUCUGAAUCCCUGCUUCGACGUAGCGCCACCUCCUCCACCUCCGCAAGUACCGAUAAGUCAACCCGACGAAAGAUCUCUAGCAACUCUAACGUUACUGUCAGGGCUGAAGCAUCAUCAUCAUCUUCGUUUCAGCCCAUAAUCAAACCAUCCAACCCUACGACCGCCGUAACGCCACACACCGUAUCCCACUCACCUGAGACCAGUUCAACACGAUUGCCAAGGAACGACUCUGCUAGUUCGUUUAACCAUACCAAUGGUGUCACUUUCUCAAGACCCUCGACUAUUUCUGUAUCUACCCUCAGUGGAUUACAGCAGCAACAUGAUUCACACAGUCGUCAACGUACUAGUUCGACGUCUUCUGUCGAAGAACCUAUUUCUGCUGUCUCAGCCUUGCGUUCACCGAUGUCUGGUUCCGAGACAGAGAGACCGAGGACCGUUGGCUUGAGAGGUCGUGUCUCGCUUGACAAAAGUGGAACUCCUGAUCGUGGUAGCAUUACUGCAAGUAGUAGUCAAGCAUCGACUCUCCUUUCUUCAAGGAAGGAGAGACGCAGGACGAUUACCGAAAUUUUCCAACGAUAACAUCCAUAUCAUGCUCUUUUCAUUGCUCCUUGUAAGUGAUCUUCAGAGCUAUCUCACACGUUUGGACUAAUAUGUCUGGUUAGCAACAACAUUCUGUUCUACAGCUUCCUUGGUAUGCCCUUCCCGUCCUUCUGUCCUAUACAUUCGAACUUGUCGCAUGGACGCUUCAAACAUCUGUUGCAUUUUAGCCUCCUUCCCUCCACUUUAUCCCCUCCCCCUUUCUCGCUGCUUAUCUUUGCGGUGAGUGUAAAAAAGAGUUCUGUUCGCAGUGUUCAUUCCUCUUGGUCUUUUUGUGCCAUUAUCUGUUUCUCCCUUGUCUCCCCCUAAGUAUAUUUCCUUCUGUAUCUUUCACUUGCCCCCCUUUCUUUCUUUUCUCUUUCCUCUCAUCUCUCUCAAGACUCAAGUCGCAUACGUAAGAUUAUGUUGGGCCAUGCAUGCAUGCAUAAAUAUGAUAACGAUUUCUUAUCAGACAGAGUACCCCGCUCGGUUAAUUACCCGCUAUAUCAGUGUAAUGUGUUACGCUUUGUCCUCCGUCAGUCUUGCGAAUAGACAAUGUUUUGUGUU
Somion occarium is the source of this 4424-nucleotide messenger RNA. NCBI's taxonomy places the organism in Eukaryota, Fungi, Basidiomycota, Agaricomycetes, Polyporales, Cerrenaceae. The record is from the annotation of a GenBank genome assembly.